This is a messenger RNA of Zophobas morio, 2554 nucleotides long. Its product is annotated as inter-alpha-trypsin inhibitor heavy chain H4-like. The coding region runs from base 56 to 2410 and encodes 784 amino acids. Lineage: Eukaryota; Metazoa; Arthropoda; Insecta; Coleoptera; Tenebrionidae. The transcript has 15 exons. The record is from RefSeq and is a predicted model, not a curated record.
UAAAAUAAAAAAUUCUGCAUACGAGCAUCACACGUUGAACAAAUAACCAUCAAACAUGUACUGUCGAAUGUUUUUCUUAUUAUUCUUCUGCCAUUCCAUAGUUUUUACUGAAAGUAAGAAUUUUGUGGUAAGGAGUACAGAUGCUAUCAAAGAAGAGAAAACCAAUGUCUCGAACUUUACUCAGGUUAAUCCUCAAAUCUAUUCUAUGCAAAUUUUCGCAAACGUCAGCAAUCGGUUUGCAAGAACUCUGAUAACAAGUAAAGUAAGAAAUUCGGAAAGCACCGCCCACGAAACAACUUUUUCAGUGGUCUUACCCGACAAUGCCUUCAUUUCAGAGUUUGAAAUGGAAAUUGAGGGAAAAAUCUACAAAGCAUACGUUAAAGAAAAAGAAGAAGCCAAAAAAAUCUAUCAAGAGGCUGUAUCCAGUGGGCAAAGUGCAGCUCACGUUGAACAAAGUACCAGAGACUCCAAAAUCUUUACGGUCUCUGUAAACAUAGAACCCGAAAGCAAAACAAUUUUUAGACUUGCUUAUGAGGAACUUCUUCAACGCCAGUUUGGUCGGUACGAACUUGUGAUCAACAUCCACCCUGGACAACUUGUUGAGGAUUUGGGUGUUGAAGUUCAUAUCAACGAAAGCAGACCACUGACGUAUCAAUCGGUUCCUUUUCUGCAAACUGGAAACGAAAUAAGUAAAAACCAAGAAAAACUAAACGAUUUUGUGGAGAUAAAUUCCAUUGACAAUAAGUCGAUCUGUGUUAAAUUCACUCCGGAUAUCGAGCAUCAACUGGAGUUUGCGAAAAGUCUUGGUGGUACGAAAGAAAGUGGUUUGGCUGGACAAUUUGUGGUGCAAUAUGACGUGGAAAGAGAUCCGCAGGGAGGAGAGGUUUUGGUCCGCGAUGGGUACUUCGUUCAUUUCUUUGCCCCAUCAGAACUGCAGCCUCUACCAAAACAUGUAGUGUUCGUUUUAGAUCACAGUGGUAGUAUGAUUGGGCGAAAAUUUGAGCAAGUGGUUGAAGCAAUGAAAAAUAUCUUGUCGGACCUUAUUUCUAAAGAUUUGUUCGAUAUUGUGUGGUUCUCCGAAGGUGCUUCUGUUUGGAAUGUCGCAACAAAUACUUUUAUGGACGCAAAUAUAUCUAAUUUACACUCAGAUUAUGGCCAUUUGGAACCACAUCUGAGAGAAACGAAUUUGCCUGAGGGUGCAAGCGUGUCCGACGAAAAUAUAGACAAAGCUAAAAAUGCCAUAGAAAAUUACGCCGACAUGGGAGCAACUAAUAUCAUCGGGGGUUUAGAAGUGGGUUUGUUUCUGAUUAAGAGAACUCAAGAGAAAUUUCCUGAUAAAUAUCAACCCAUACUCAUAUUUUUGACCGACGGUCUACCGAACGUUGGAAUUCACUCUGGUGAUGAAAUCAUCACACUUGUAUCAAAACUCAAUGAAGGAACAAAUCGGGCGCCAAUUUUCUCCCUAUCUUUUGGUGAAGAUGCAGACAAAGAUUUCUUGAGAAAAUUAUCUUCGCAAAAUCUGGGUUUUUCUAGACACAUUUACGAAGCAGCUGAUGCUUCCUUACAACUACAUAAUUUUUACCGUACUAUUUCUUUGCCUUUGUUGAGUGACGUGACUUUUAAAUACGUGGACGAGGUAUCAGAUGUGACCGAAGUUCAUUAUCCCCUACUUUUCAAUGGUAGUGAGCUGGUGGUAGCAGGACGAGCACCCGAAAAUUUAGACGUUUUGCUUAAUGUGACUGGAAGAUGUACUGCUGGUCCUGUCAAUUUCCAUACAGUUCAGUCUAGAUCUGUGAGUUCACUGGAAAGACUUUGGGCAUAUUUAACUGUCAAACAAAUGUUGCAAGAAACAGAUAGAGCAACAAAUACUACUGAACUAACGAAGAAAGCCCUCGAGUUAUCUUUAAAGUACUCUUUUGUCACUCCGGUCAGUUCUUUAGUGGUUGUCAAACCGAACGCUACGGAUUCUGUUGACACUAAAUCUGCAGGACCACAGCCAAGAGCAGAUGAAUCAACAUAUUCGUAUUCAAUACUUAGAAAAUCACAAUUUUCUACGACAUUUCAACCAUCAAGAAUGCUAUAUGCGGUAAAUCUCGCUGCAACAUAUGAUUCCGAAGAUUUUGUCGAUUACGAUGCAAUUCCCUCCAUUCCAGCAGCAGCUCCUCAGUGGCUCUCCAACCUCAGGGACAAUAAUCAAAAUAUAACAACUGCUGAAGGAACCUUCACACUGCGUACAAGUGGUGGUGAUUUGCCACAUCCUGAAUGCCCCAAAACACCCUUUAAUGGUACUGGUGUUUGUAUGUUUGUAUUCGACUGUCCACAAGUGUUUUCGUUCCUAGAUGAUCUUAAUGUAUAUUUGAAAUAUUUUUGCCCGCUUAACGAAUACGCAGGAGUGUGCUGUCCCAAAUGAUUCCUCUAAAAGUUACGGCUAAAACGAAGAGAUGACCGGAUUUUAUUCAAUUUUUAGAUGUGCUUAUAAUAAAAACGCUUUAAGUUUUCAUUGUUUUAUAAGGCCGUAAAUGUGUCUAUGAUAAAAUAAAAUUGUGCCUUACUA